Gamsiella multidivaricata is the source of this 1002-nucleotide messenger RNA. RefSeq lists its product as uncharacterized. The record is from RefSeq and is a predicted model, not a curated record. The coding region runs from base 1 to 1002 and encodes 333 amino acids. NCBI's taxonomy places the organism in Eukaryota, Fungi, Mortierellomycota, Mortierellomycetes, Mortierellales, Mortierellaceae. The transcript has a single exon.
AUGGCAAAGAAAAAGACCACCACUACCCGCAAGACUAGGCAGUCGGCCUACCCACAACGCAGCAGUAGCACCACCCAUAGCAACAACAACAGCAAGGCUCCCUCCAAUGCCUCUUCGCCCUCACCCCAGCCGUUGGACUCUCUCCAGGGUGGUCGCAAGAAGGCACUACCCAGGCGGUCACCCUCCCAGGACGAUCCCUCCAAGGGGAUCGUCUUCUCCUUCCGAAUCCAAAAAGACCCUGCGCUCUCCAUUGCUGUCGACAUUCGAAGCUACGAUCAACAGUUUGGCCCACCAGAGGACUCUGAAGCAACUUCAAGCUCCCAGGCCGACGCAACUGCAACCCUGGCAACAGUGGCGUUAUCUUAUGUCAAUGUCAACUCAGGCAGCAGCAGCAGCAGCAGCAGUAGCUCACGCUCCAGCUUUUCCGGACCCUCGUCGUCGUCGUCGUCGUCGUCGUCGCCAUCAUCCUCAGAGCUCAGGAUGGCAGGGGAACGAUGGUCAAGCGACCCGUCAUCGUACAGGAGUAGCAACGUCUAUGACCACAGCCGGAACCUCCUUAUUCUUCAUUCCCGCAAGCCCUUGACGCCAACGGGAGCUUCAGCGCCCGAACACUCAACAGGCUUCCAUCCAUAUCGACCACAACGUUCGUCGACUUCCAGCUCUAUGUCCUCUUCGUUCUCCUCGAUAUCAUCGUCAUCUUCAUCUUCAUCGUUCCCAACGACGCCUGCAUUGACUGAUUCCAGUUCAUCAUCAUCAUCAUCAUCGUCGUCGUCUGUUUUGUCCUCCCCUGCAAGCUCGCCAAGUUCACCAACAUCCUUCGAACUCCCUGUGUCUGUAUCAUCCGGUUUGACCAAGGAAGAUCCAUGUGUGAUCGAUCCGUUGCCAUUAUCGUUGCCGUUGCCAUUGGAUGGCAUUGGGGCCCAAUCAAGCCGGUUCCUGAGUGUCCGGGGAUUGGGAGGUGCAAACAAGGGUCGGAGAAUGCAAGUUAUCCUGGUCAAAUAA